AUUAUCAUCAAACCCCUUCUGGAGGACGGGCUGCUGCUGUACAGUGGCCACCACGAGUACGGGGACUACAUCUCGCUGUGCCUCAACAUGGGCUACGUGGAGUUCACUUUCGAUCUUGGCAGCGGGCCAGCAACAGUGAGAAGCGAAUUUCCUCUGACGAUGGGUCAAUGGCACACAAUCAAGGUUUCCAGAACAUCUCGACUGGCAGUCUUAAAGAUCGAUCAGCUGCCAGAAGUGAUGACGGUCUCGCCCGAACGGAUUCUGGCAUCUUUCGUUGCCACACAGCUUGUACCUGGGCGGAGUGCACAACAUCCACACGCUGCCGAUGA
This is a messenger RNA of Aedes aegypti (yellow fever mosquito), 329 nucleotides long. RefSeq lists its product as uncharacterized. The annotation marks the transcript as partial. The record is from RefSeq and is a predicted model, not a curated record. The transcript has 3 exons. NCBI's taxonomy places the organism in Eukaryota, Metazoa, Arthropoda, Insecta, Diptera, Culicidae.